GGCACAGAGGAGACACAGAAAGGCUGGUUUCUUGCCUGCCUAGCCUUGAGGUUUGGGGUAGAGGAUUUGAUUUCCGCUUUGCUCCUCAGUUCCCGGUCAGAGCAGUCAAUUCAUCUGCGACUUGCAAACAGGAAGCCCGGGUGACUAGGAGAGCUUCAUUACGGUUUUUCUCUUCGUUUCUUAGAGCAGAUAGUGAUCAGGGAAGGUGAUAGGGAAGGGGAGAAGGGAAAUUGUCCUCUGCUCCCUCAAAAAACACCAAGUCUGACCUGUCACUUUCCUCCUGCCAAAGAAAACGGGAAUGAUGUCCUUCCUUCCUUCCACCCUUCCUUCCUCCCUCUUCCUCUUCCUUCUUUCCUUCCUUCCUUCCUUUUUUCUUUUGCAAUCUAGGCAGAAGCUUCUCCAGCUUUAGGGCAUUUUGUGAUCGCUAGGGCUCUUUUCAUAGUCCCUAAUUAUUAUAAUUGUGUCACUUUCAAUAUGGCACGUAAUUACGAUUUGCAAGCAAGCUCUGAAAAUUCCAAAACUGUCUGGAAAUCUAACAAAGCAUCGCAGGAGUCCACAAGCUCAAUUCUGCCAAGCUCCACUGGAUUGUGGGCAGAUAGGAAAGGAAAGGUAGUCCUCGAGUCUUUUUUAGGCCCAAAAAAGGAUUUGGAGCCUCGGAACCUCUUUUCUCUUCCAAUUCACUCACUAGAGGUUCCACCAGCGUCUAUAUUCUGAAAUCUUCAUUCUUCCAUCCAAAUUAACUGUCAGUUACUUAUCUCACUAUUCUCCUACUAUCUCCUUCAUAAUCAACUUGACUUGCUUCUGUAUUUCCCCUUUUCCCUUCCCCUGGACAGGACUGGGGUUUUGGGUAAGAAUAGAGGACAGGGGUCCAGUCCCAGAUUUUCCUGGAAAGUAAAAGGGCUUGCUUGCUUGCUCUUUUGGAAGUCCCUCCUAUAGUCUCCAAAUCCUUUUCCAUGUCUACCUUAAUACUUAAGAGAUUUCGAACCAAGACCAAGCCUGGGUUCUCCCAAUCUUGGAACCUUAUGGAAAAUCGGUUGAAAUAGUUAUUUCAUACACACUCUCCCUUCCCCCACUGGGAAAAAGCAUGAGAGUUAGGGGACUAAGAGAAAGAAUGUUAGCAUUCUGAGCUUCGCGUACACAUUUAAAAGGAGAGAUAACAGAAGAUAGAGUAAUGUCCCCCCUGUAAGAAGGGUCAACUCAACACCAUUCUCAAAUGAUUGUACUUCCCCCGUCUUUGCUCUUUUCCUCAGUCUCUUUUCCUCUUUCCUCAAGGGAGGGAGGCAGCCGCCAUCACGGCCUCCGCCUGCACUUCCAACUAUCGCCGGGAGGUGGCGAGCUAUGCUAAGAGGCUGCUUCGAACCUUCUCCCUGUUUCUCCCCUUCGGUUUUUUUCUUUUUUUUGGAAGGCUUGCAUUGAAUCGGCCCUAACGAUUCUCAGAUCGUCAUUAUUUGUAACCAUAGAGCAUGAAUUACCUCUUGAGGUCAUCAGCGAGAAUUUACGACUGGUCAACAAAAGCACGUGAUUCCCCAACGCCCCCCCAUCCCCCCUUCUUACCCCCCCCCCAUAUUUGGCCGCAUACAUAGCAAAACGAAGUACAGUGCAUUGCUAUAAUUCAUUAAUACAUCAUAAAUCGUGAAGCACAGGGUUAUAACGACCACGAUCCACAAAUCAAGCCCUCCAAAAUAACCCAAAUGAGCUCUUACUUUGUAAACUCGUUCUCGGGGCGCUAUCCAAAUGGCCCGGACUAUCAGUUGCUAAAUUAUGGCAGUAGCAGCUCUUUGAACGGUUCUUACAGGGAUUCUGCUACCAUGCAUACCAGCUCUUACGGCUACAAUUACAAUGGGAUGGAUCUCAGCAUCAACCGCUCCUCAGCCUCCUCCAGCCACUUUGGGGCGGUGGGGGAGACCUCGCGUGCCUUCCCCUCGCCCGGCCAGGAGUCCCGGUUCAGGCAGGCUUCAAGCUGCUCCCUGUCCUCUCCUGAGUCCCUGCCCUGCUCCAACAGCGACAACCACGGAGGCAAGCCCUCUGCCUCGUCCCCCUCCGACCAGGCGACCUCUGCCAGUUCCAACACCAAUUUUACAGAAAUAGACGAGACCAGCGCGUCCUCGGAGCCCGAAGAAGCAAGUCAGUUAAAUAACAGCAGCUUAAGCCGAGCCCAGACAGAACCCAUCGCGACCUCCACAGCGACAACGGAGGGACAGACUCCACAAAUAUUCCCCUGGAUGAGGAAGCUGCACAUUAGCCACGAUAUGACCGGCCCGGAUGGAAAAAGGGCACGAACCGCUUACACUCGCUACCAGACCCUGGAGUUGGAGAAAGAGUUUCACUUCAAUAGGUAUCUCACCCGCCGGCGGAGGAUAGAGAUCGCCCACGCUCUCUGCCUCUCGGAGCGGCAGAUUAAGAUCUGGUUUCAGAACCGCCGGAUGAAAUGGAAGAAAGAUAACAAACUGAAGAGCAUGAGUUUGGCUACUGCCGGCAGCGCCUUCCAGCCCUGAAUUCUGGAGGAGCCCAAACCCACAGUCAAUCCCCCCACCCCCCCAGUUCCUCCACACACAGUCAGUCUCCAGGCGCCGGCCUCUUCCUUUCUGUCGCUCUCUGUGGACUUAGAACCGACUCCUAAUGCGGUAGAAGCGAACGCGCCACAGCAUUGCUGUGGCUUGAGAUUUUCCGUUCGGUCUUAGGUCCUCCUGCCCCUUCCCUACCUUCCCACAACCUCUUUGGACUGGUUAUUAUUGUUAUUAUAAUUAAUAAUUAUUAUUAUUUCCCACUCCAAGCCCUCCUCUACCCCAUCAGUGUUUCUGAAUGUUCGUGUCCGUGAUUGCUUCUCCCCCCCAAAAAGGAAAGAAACUCGCAUGUUUAAUGUGAAUUCCCCUCCCCUUUCUGUGUUCUAACUUAUUUAUAAAAGGAGGAUGGAUACAUUUGCGUUUAUAGCUUGGAAUCUCUGUACUUGAACUGCAGUUGGGUGUAGGUGGGGGCCUGGGAUGGGAGAGAGACGUUCAGUGGGGACGAAAGGAAAAUAAUCUCAGAUUAACUGCCAAUAUAGGGGAAAAAAAGAUAUAAUAUGUACAUAUAUUUUUCUCCCCCUCUCCCUUUCUCCUCUUCUCAUCCAGGCCUGGAUCUCCCUUUUUGCCUAAUCCUGGGUGGGACUGUGGCAGAGGGAUAGGCCUGGAACUGGUCAGAAGGGGAUAUUAAGGUGCAAGUCUCAGUCUCAGCAAAAGAAGCCGGGACCUGAGACUUUGAGGAAGCCAAAAAAAAAAAGGGGGGGGGAAGCCUGAUCAAAUGGAAAAUCUAGGUGUGUAUCAGGCCAAUCUUCAAGGCCCCAGGGUGUGUAAAUAUUGGAAUACUUAGGUUCGGGUGAACCCUCUCCCCAAUCCUUCUGCCCCCAAGACCAUUUGUAGUCAGCCGAGUGGAUGCUGUGUUCUGUGUGAAAUCUGUCUUUGCCGGAACGUCUCAGUGAUACGCUUUUUGUAUUUGUUUGUAGCUUUUCUUGAAGUCGAAUAAAUGUCUCUCCUACUCCA
Phascolarctos cinereus (koala) is the source of this 3518-nucleotide messenger RNA. RefSeq names its product homeobox B5 (gene HOXB5). Gene Ontology annotation, cellular component: nucleus. Gene Ontology annotation, molecular function: DNA-binding transcription factor activity, RNA polymerase II-specific; RNA polymerase II cis-regulatory region sequence-specific DNA binding. Lineage: Eukaryota; Metazoa; Chordata; Mammalia; Diprotodontia; Phascolarctidae. The record is from RefSeq and is a predicted model, not a curated record. Gene Ontology annotation, biological process: regulation of transcription by RNA polymerase II; anterior/posterior pattern specification.